Dufourea novaeangliae is the source of this 3723-nucleotide messenger RNA. RefSeq lists its product as uncharacterized. NCBI's taxonomy places the organism in Eukaryota, Metazoa, Arthropoda, Insecta, Hymenoptera, Halictidae. The annotation marks the transcript as partial. The record is from RefSeq and is a predicted model, not a curated record. The transcript has 3 exons.
AUGGCUACUCAAGAAUCUGCAAAUUUAAAGGCGAUGAAAAAGCAACGAUCCAACAUUAAGGCUCAAGUAACUCGUAUUGUAACCUUUAUAAACGAAAGGGUAGAUUUCGAUAUUGAAGAAUUAGAUGCGCGUAAAACAAGAUUAAUAGAAUUACGUGAUUUAUUUGAUAAGGUACAAAGUAUUAUUGAAAUGGAGGAUGAUGUUUCUGAUCAUGUUCCUACCAGAGAUCAAUUUGAAAGUCAGUUCUUUUCCACAAUAGCUUGGUUGAAUAAAAAUAUAAAAUUAUUAGGUGCACAGAGUAGACCUGCUUCUACAAGUACUUUAAAUGAAUUUAAUCUGCCAUCAUUGGUUCAUAAUAAUGUUGACUUACCGGCAGUUCAGAAAUUUCAUUUACUAAAGAAUUCCUUACGCGGGGAAAUAUCAUAUUUAAUUUCUGCACUUAAUGCAUCUGAAGCUAAUUACAAUGUAGCAUGGGAAUUAUUGCAGAAGAAAUGCAAUAGACCUCGACAAAUUAUCAAUUCACAUCUAAAAGCAUUGUUUGAAUUGCCUGAAAUUAAUCGUGAAUCUGCUGUAAAUUUACGUACGUUAUCUGAACAAGCACAGAUGCACGUCAAUACUCUUAAAACUGCUAAGCAACCUGUAGAUAAUUGGGAUGCUAUUUUGGUUUAUUUAAUAGCUAAAAAAUUGGAUAAAAUUACGAAGCGAGCUUGGGAACGUACCCUCGAAAAUGAAGAAAUGCCCACAUUCGGGCAAUUGAUUAAUUUUAUUAAUAAACAAGCACGAGGUGAUGAACCGGAAACGGAAAAUUUUGCAACAUCUCAUAAAUUCCAAAAUCAUCGUAGUAGCAAUAAAUAUAAUAAGGGAAUACAGAAUUAUGCUACUUCAAUUAAUAAGGGUACAUGUUAUCUUUGCAAAGAGGGUCAUAAAUUAUAUAAAUGUCCAAAAUUUUUAAAAUUAACAGUACGCGAACGAUUUGAUGAAGUUCGUAAAAUCAAGUUAUGCUUUAAAUGUCUUAAGGGAAACUACAAUAAUUCUAAUUGUUCGUUUAAAAAUUGUUUCAAAUGUGGUCGUCCACAUAAUUUGUUAUUACAUUUUUCAACCCCAAUGGUUGUUUCUAAGACAGAGGAGAAUUCUCCCAGCACGUCCUCCGGUUGUGUGAGUGACAAAACAGUCAUGACGAUCACAAAUGAUUCGGAAGUAUUAUUAGGUACUGCUCUUAUUAAGGUUUAUGAGAAGUAUAAUAACGAACACGUUUGUAGAAUAUUGCUAGAUAGUGCCUCUCAAGCGCAUUUUAUUACAAAUAAACUAGCUAAGCGUUUAAAUUUGAAGAAUGAAAAUAUUGAUUGGAGUUUAUCAGGUAUUAAUAAAAUAAAAACUAAAGCAAAUGUUUUAGUAGAAGCUAAAAUUAGCUCACUUUCUGGAGAUUAUAAUAACAAGAUAAAAUGUGUAGCUGUUGAUAUUAUUAGCGGAUUAUUGCCUGCAAAUUUCGUUAAAAGGGAAAAUUUAAAAAUUCCAAAGAAUAUUCAAUUGGCUGAUCCUCAUUUUUGUAAACCAGCCGAAGUAGAUAUGCUUUUAGGAAAUAGCAUUUUCUAUAAAUUAUUAACUAACGGUCAGAUUAGGUUAAAUGACGAUAAGGUAAUUUUACAAGCUACAAAAUUAGGAUGGAUUGUAACAGGGGACGUAGACUGGAAAAGGGAGUCACAGACUAAGCAAAGAUCAUGUUUUUUAACACUGUCUCUUGAUCAGCAGUUAAAUAAAUUCUGGGAAGUGGAAGAAGUUUCAAAUGUAGCCUCAUUGUCGUUGAAAGAACGUAAUUGUGAAGAUCAUUUUAUUAAAAAUACAUCACGUGAUAGCUCAGGACGCUAUACAGUUAGGCUUCCAUUUAACGAAACUAUAUACAUGUUAGGCGAAUCGCGAACUAUGGCGAUGAAUCGUUUUUUAGCUUUAGAAAGAAAACUUCAUAAGAAUCCAAGCUCAUUAAAGCAAUAUUCUGAAUUUUUAGAGGAAUAUGAAUCAUUAGGUCAUAUGAGUAAAAUCGUGAGCGAUGAUAUUAGCAAGGGCUAUUAUUUACCACACCAUGCAAUAUUCAAAGAAUCCAGUAUCACAACCAAGAUAAGAGUGGUAUUUGAUGCAUCGGCUAAGAGUUCGACUGGUGUAUGUUUAAAUGAUAUUUUACUAGUUGGUCCAACCAUACAAGAUACUUUAUUCUCGAUUCUGUUGAGAUUUCGUACUCACGCUUUUGUCUUAACUGCUGACAUCGAAAAGGUGUUCAGGCAAAUUCAAGUCCAUCCAGAAGAUAGAAAAUUUCAAAAAAUAUUGUGGCGUACUUCUCCUGAUCAACCUAUUGCGACAUACAAAUUAAAUACUGUAACGUAUGGUACCGCGUCUGCACCUUUUAUAGCAGUACGUUGUUUGAAACAAUUAGCGAAUGAUGAAUCCGAUAAAUUUCCAAUUGCAGCAAAAAUAUUUCAAAGGGACUUUUAUGUUGAUGAUAUUCUUACAGAGGCAUCCGAUCUGAAAUCUUCAUUGAUUUUGAGAAAUGAAUUAAUCGGAUUGUCUAAAUUAGGAGGAUUUAAUUUACGACAAUGGUCCUCGAAUGAUAAUAGAUUGCUUAAUGACUUAACUAUUGAAUCGAAUGAUAAGUCUAUUCGUUUAGAUUCGGAGGAUAACAGAAAAAUGUUAGGCAUUUAUUGGAGUCCGUCUUCGGAUAAUAUUUGUUAUGUUAUCAAAUCAUUUGAGGAACAUACAGUUAUUACCAAGCGCAAGGCUAACAUAGGGUGGGAUGAGACAGUUCCCCAAGAAUUACUUUCUAUAUGGUUAUCAUAUAAAACCGAACUUCAUUUAUUAAGUAAAUUUAAUAUGAAUCGCUAUUUACAUAUUGAUAAUGCAAUAGACUUCCAAUUACACGGAUUUUCGGAUGCAAGCGAGUCUGCUUAUGGAGCUUGUGUUUUUAUUAGAUCAAGUAAUCGAGAAGGAAAACAUAAGGUAGCAUUACUUUGUGCAAAAUCACGUGUAGCUCCAGUCAAGACAAUUUCGCUUCCACGAUUGGAGUUAUGUGCUGCGAGACUUCUAGCCAACCUGUAUAUUCAGGUAAAGGGUUCCUUAACCAAUGUUCAUUUUAGCAAAGUUAGAUUUUGGUCCGAUUCAACCAUUGUUUUACAUUGGUUGAAAACUCCUCCUCACAAGUUGAAGGUUUUUGUAGCCAAUCGAGUAAACAAAAUUCAGACUUUAACAGAUACGAAUACUUGGUUUCACGUUUCGUCUGCAGAUAACCCUGCUGACGCUAUAUCGCGGGGACAAUCUCCGAGUCAGUUUUUAGAAAAUUCUCUGUGGCUGAAUGGUCUUUAUUGGCUUUCUUGCCAAGAAAAUUUAUGGCAAAUUAAAGAACUCCAUGAAAUUGAGAUAUCGGAGAAACGUAACGUAAUUUGUCUAGUUACAAGUAAGGACGUUAAUGAUGUUUUUGAUAGGUUUUCAUCUAUUUGUAAACUAAAUCGAGUUUUUGCUUAUGCGUUAAGAUUUUACUAUAAUUUGAAAAAUAAAAAGGGACGUACUGGAUUACUUGCGGUACAAGAAGUUAAUGAUGCUCAUUUAAAAAUUUUACAAUUGGUACAGGAGCAAGCAUUUGCUAUAGAUAUGAAUAAUUUAAGAAAUGGUAGAGCUCUGAAUAGAAAUAGCAAAGUAUUGAACUUAAAUCCUUUCAUUGACGAUUCUGGGAGUUUACGG